Molecule: messenger RNA, 4599 nt
Organism: Sinocyclocheilus rhinocerous
Lineage: Eukaryota; Metazoa; Chordata; Actinopteri; Cypriniformes; Cyprinidae
Product: serine/threonine-protein kinase ULK1-like
Exons: 28
Coding region: 327-3068 (913 amino acids)
Biological process (GO): protein phosphorylation
Molecular function (GO): ATP binding; protein serine/threonine kinase activity
Source: RefSeq, a predicted model, not a curated record
ACGACCAAAACAGCGCAGUAUACGUCUCUGAACCCGAGGCGGUUUCUGACAGUUUCCGAAUCUAAUUUAGUACACUUUUGUACGCUUGGUGACAUACUUUUGAACAAAGGGUUAACAUAAUACGAUCAAGAUGACAGUGACUUUGUUUUUAUUAACAAGGUAGCGAAUGCCGAUCAUGACCGAAGUGUCAGAUUGUUUGGGUGCAAAGCAGCGGAUGGGAAGCGAUAGACGGGUCCAGCUUGUCCUGUGCUGGGCGCACACACAGAUCCCUCACACCCUGACCUCUCACCUGUGGAUUUACUGAGCAGAUUUAAAGUCUAUACGCGAUGGAAAGCGUUGGAAAAUUCGAGUUCAACAGGAAGGACUUGAUAGGACACGGCGCUUUUGCUGUGGUGUUCAAAGGAAGACAUAAACAGAAACAUGAUUUUGAAGUGGCGGUGAAAUGCAUUAACAAGAAAAACCUCGCCAAAUCACAGUCGCUCCUAGGAAAAGAAAUCAGGAUAUUAAAGGAGCUGAAACAUGAGAACAUUGUCAGUUUACUGGACUUUCAGGAGAUAUCGGGAUAUGUCUAUCUUGUCAUGGAGUACUGCAAUGGAGGAGACCUGGCCGAGUAUUUACACUCUAAAGGCUCUCUGAGCGAGGACACGAUCCGUGUGUUGCUGCAGCAGUUAGCGGGAGCCAUGAGUGUUUUAAGGAGUAAAGGCAUCAUCCAUCGUGACCUGAAGCCCCAAAACAUUCUCCUUUCGUACAGCACUGGGCGCAAGUCCAACCCCAACAACAUCUGCAUCAAACUGGCUGAUUUUGGCUUUGCACGGUAUCUGCAGGGAAACACGAUGGCUGCCACACUCUGUGGCUCUCCAAUGUACAUGGCUCCUGAGGUUAUCAUGUCACAGAAUUAUGAUGCCAAAGCUGACCUGUGGAGUGUAGGGACCAUCAUCUACCAGUGCUUGACUGGCAAAGCCCCAUUUCAGGCGAAUACUCCUCAGGAACUGCGGCAGUUCUAUGAAAGAAACCGGAGCCUGAGUCCCAGUAUUCCACGGGAAACCUCCAGUCACCUCAGGCACCUUCUACUUGGGUUGCUGCAGAGGAACCAUGGGGAGCGCAUGGACUUCGAUGAACUUUUCCACCAUCCUUUCCUGGAGGCUAGUACAUCCAUGAAGAAAUCCUCUCCAGUGCCCAUGCCCACCUAUCCCAGCUCUGCCUCUGGGAGCUCCAGCAGCGCUUCCUCAACCUCUCGCCUCACUCCUACUCGGUCUGAAACUGAAGCUCCGAGGCCCCUCCCUCAAACGAACCCCACACCAUCUCCAGGUUCCCUGCUGAAAGACUCAUCUUCCUCAGACUCUGAUGACUUUGUAAUGGUGCCGGCACAGUUCACCAGUGAACUAGUCAGUGCAGGAGGGCAGGACAGUCUGAUGCGCAGCGGAAGCUCACUGAUGGGUGUGGGUCGGACGCCAUCAUCCUCCCCUUCUGUCAGAGCCUCCCCAAGCCCUUCCAGGCCUCUGGAGUCGUGUGCCAGUAGUUACGCUCAGUCCGUGCCUGUUCCAGUGCCGACACAAAAACACAACUACCAGAGGAUGGAGCAGAAUCUACAAGUGUCUGACAGGACAGCAGCACCUGUACAACACUGCUGCUCAAAUAGAGUUCCAACAUGUGGGAGAAUCGGGGCUUCCCCAGAAUCAGCAGGAUCCAGACCGUAUCUACCCUCCCCACAGGUGGGAAAUGCUCCUGAAACACCCAAUCAGCCUGAACCUGUUGGCAGCAGGACAGGGUUGCAUACCGCAGAUGUGUAUAAACAGCCUGGUCAGGUCUCUCCUCUCUUCACUGACAUCACAGCCAUGGACAAAAACCAAACCCACAGACUCAGGGGACAUCGGCACAAUCCAGAAUCUGUCGUGCACAGAUGGGAUUUGUGUCGGCAACCCAUCUCUGGUCAAACUCCAAGUACAGUGAUGGUUCAGAGAGGCCUGAUCACCCGAAACAAGACCAUGUCUGAACUGAAAGAUCUGGCACAGUACCCGGCUACAGGGCCCCGCGUGCCACUUUUUAGGCCAGCGGAAAGAAGGGACACCGUCAAAAGGUCAUUAAGUACCGGCCGUCUCUCAGAUAAGCUGCUGCUGGCUGUGUUUGGACAUCAGUUUGACAGGAGCAGCUGUGAGAGCUUAAAUUCAGAGAAACCCAUGGACACAACAGCACCCCCUGGUGUCAGUGAUGGACACACACCUCCUCACGCCACUCGACCUAGACGCUUAUCAGUGGGCACUCCCAGCCCAACAAGCCCUGGCUGGACCUACGGUCAUUUGCACGAGGCUUACAGCUCGCCUGAUAGUCUGCGAUAUGGUUACACAGAUGACAUGGCAACAAACCUAUGUGAGGGUGUGGCCUUUGUGCCACCUGAACUGCCAGAGGAGACGCUCAUGGAGGAGGGGCAUACAGACUUGCUGAGCCAACUGCGCUUUAUUUUAGCCUUUGCCCACUGCAUCACAGAGGUCGCUGGAACAAAGGACUGUGGGAUUGAAAGGAAUAUGGCACUUGAUGCUUCUUUCUUAGAGCAGAGCGUGGUGGUGGCCGACCAAAUCAGCCUGCUGAGCCGUGAGUGGAGCUCUGCAGAGCAGCUGGUCCUCUAUAUGAAGUGUGCUGAGCUGCUGUCCUCUGCGCUUCACACAGCGAUGGCUGGGAUCAAAGAAGGCACACUCUACCCAUCAGGAUCUGUUAAACAAGUAGUAAGUAAGCUGAACGAGAUGUAUAAGAAGAGUGUGAACUCCUGCCGUUCUCUCACUGAGAAACUCCAGCUCUUCUUCAGCAGCAAACAAAGACUGAUGGACCGCAUCAACAGCAUUACUGCUGAGAGACUCAUCUACACACACACCAUUCAGAUGGUACAAACAGCAGCACUGGACGAGAUGUUUCAUCAUGGAGAAACCUCUGUGGAGCGAUACCAUAAGGCCUUACUGCUGAUGGAGGGUCUGUCCUUAAUUAUUACAGAGACUGCAGAUCUAAACAAUAUCAACAAAUGUAAACAGUGUAUUGAGCGGCGGCUCUCCUCCCUCCAGCCCAAAGGAUGUGUGUGAUGAACCCUUGUUGUUUUUGCUAUGCAUCAAACCCACAACAUCUACAUCUCAUUUCAUCCCAGUCGCCAUUUGAAAUUCUGUAAGAGGAAAAACUCACACUCACCCACUCAUUAAAAAUGUGAUACUUGGCUUCCAAAGCCAAAAAAAAGGUGAGAAAAGACUUUUCAUAAUAGACAGAGAUUACAUCUCUAUUGAUAUUUGUAUAUAUAAACAAAAGCAACAUCUGCAGACAUAAACAUCUAUUUUGUUCACUGUAAAAGCAUAUUGAGUGAAUCAAGACGGCAUCAUUGGUUGAAUAGAUGUCAUGUUUAAAUGCUUUGACCUCUGAAUCUACACCAACGCAUGAUGACACUUCCUCGGAGAUUAAUUUAAUCUUAGCACUACAAUGUUAAAGCCAGUGUUGGAGUCUGAAAGAGUAACAACUUGGAUGCUUUUCAUUCUAUCACACUAAAACAUGCCUGUAGCAUUAGUCUCAUGAAGUUACAUGGAAUGAUUCUGUUUUUGAUGGACUUAUUCUGCAUGUUUUUGCAUGAUUUGGAGGAAAUGAUAGUUAUCUGCUGUAUCUGAAGGGAAUUCAUAAUAAUGACUUAUAAUUAAACCUCUGUGGUCACCAAACCGUUGUUGAAAUAGCAGCCGGUGGUGGAUGUGUAGCAUUCAGUGUUACAUCUCUAAGACUCUAAUGUGGCAAUUGACCAAAAUUGUGGCAAACCUUUGUAGACCUACUGAUAAAGACUGUCAGUUUCAUAUGUUGUCAUAUGAGGUUGGAAAAAAAAUACUUGAGAUUUGUAUUAUAUUGACAAUCAUACUGUUAUUCAUGUGUGUGUGAUACAGUGAAGCACUUUAUAAACCCAUUUGCCUUCUGGAUGCCUGAAAAGAACCACUGCAGAGACAAGCCUAAUGGCUCAUUUCGGGUUAAUUAACACCUGAAAGUCAAAGGAAAUGCAAUACAAAGACAGUCAAAUGCAAAGACAGUCAGUAUCUUGUGUGUAGCAUUUUAUAUUUAUCUGUUUUAGCUGUCAGUCUGAAAGUGGUUUUAGUUUUCAGUUUGCUUUAGAAUCUAUUGCAAGUAAAGGACUUUUGCACAGCUUGCUGGGAUGACUAGGUCUUUAGUUUUUGUAGUGAUUUGAUAGUGCCUUAAAUGACCUAGCUUGUUUAAUCUCACUGGACACUCGGAGAGUUACAAUCUGUUAUACUUCCAGCGUUUCAUGUCAUAUUCAUAACUUGCACUAUUUUUGCAUUUUCCAAUGGCAAUAACUCUAAAGGUGUUUUUAACUUAAAUGAUAAUACAUUUAAUUUCAAGGUUUUUUAGUCAGAAUUGUGUAGAAUGAUUGUGAUGAAUGUGCACGAACAUUUUUAAAAUAAUAGUUGUGCUAAAUUGAGGACGAUUGACUAUUUCUAUAUGUUGUUGUUACAGUAUUUAUGUGUUUUCUGGUGUUUUUGUCUUUUUAUUUCCAUUCGCAAAGCCUAAAUGAAAUAUAUGUGCAGAAUGCAUGUGGUAUGGGUGUGUGUAAUUGAAUAAAUUUCACUUUUA